CGCUACUUGAUGUUGUCGGAGCUAAUGAGUUGCGUGACACUUCAAGAAGUUAAAUGAGUGCAACUGCUUGAUCAGCUAAAGCUAUGGAGGACGAGUGGGAGGAGGAGGAGCAGCUGGUUGUGGCGGAGCUGUCUGGGAUGAUCAGCUCGGAUGUAAUCUCCAGUCGGCAGGGCGCGUGUAAGAUCGUGGACAUCGACAGCGAGCAGCCCGUGAUGCAGCUGGGCCACUAUCUGUUCGCCGGAGAGUACGAGGAUGCCAUCGGAACCUGCGUGGUCUUUGAAGAGCACGGUUCAGUUCUUAAAUACAAAUGUCACACCAUCAAGAAGCUAAAGCUUCAGCGGACGUUCCUGUCGGAGAGGAAGGAGGACGAGCCCGUCUCUAACCGGAUAGAGCUGUUGGCUCUCCACGAGGAAGAGUCGUUCGGCAGGAAGAGCGCAGUGUGUCGCUUCCUGGAUCCCAUAGACACUGAUGAUCAGCCUGUGCAAGAAUCUAAAGACUGCGAGGAUGCGGAGACGAGCGACGAGUCAGCGGCUGAGACGGAGACUGAUGCGCUCCUGGAGAACAGCUGCUCUCUACUCACCGACACACAGGAGCGGGACGAGGGCUCUUAAAACACUGCUUUCUGAUCAUCUAUAUACUACUGCAUGUAAAUAUACGCUUUCUGGUGCUUAAUAAAAGUGUUUUUGUA
Messenger RNA from Carassius carassius (crucian carp), 688 nucleotides. Its product is annotated as general transcription factor 3C polypeptide 6-like. Gene Ontology annotation, cellular component: transcription factor TFIIIC complex. The record is from RefSeq and is a predicted model, not a curated record. The coding region runs from base 84 to 611 and encodes 175 amino acids. The transcript has a single exon. Gene Ontology annotation, biological process: transcription by RNA polymerase III. Lineage: Eukaryota; Metazoa; Chordata; Actinopteri; Cypriniformes; Cyprinidae.